GCCCCGCGGCCGCGGUAAGAAGGGCCGGGAAAGGCCGCGGGCUCCCUCCCGGCCCGGCGGCGGGGCGCGGGGCCGCCUCUGCGCCGGCGCCGUGGGCCGCGCUACCGGCCGGGGGGGGAGGAGGAGGAGGAGGAGGAGAGCGACGGGCAUGGCGGCGCCCGCCGCGCUGCAGAGGAGCGUGGUGUCCCCUGCGGGCAGGCACACCGCCUCCCUCAUCUUCCUGCACGGCUCAGGUGACACUGGCCAAGGAGCAAGAACAUGGAUAAAACAAAUUUUGAAUCAAGACAUGGCUUUCCAACAUAUAAAAGUAAUUUACCCAACAGCUCCUGCCAGGAUCUGUGUACAGAAUGUUCGCCAGAUGUUCCCCUGGCCAGGUGAAGUGUUUGCAGCACUGUCACUUUUGGAAAGUCCUGUUUUAAGUCACGCACUUUAUUUAUUUCAUGUUCAUGGCACUGGACAGAAGAAAAUCUGUAUUCUCUCACUUUUGACAUGUGUGACCAGGCCAUAUACGCCUAUGAAAGGAGCCUUUUCCACUGUGUGGUUUGACAGGUAUAAGAUCUCUAAUGACUGUCCAGAACACAUUGAAAGUAUUGAUUCUAUGUGCCAGAGACUUACAGACUUGAUCAACGAUGAGAUUAAAAACGGCAUUGCAAAGAAUAGGAUACUAAUAGGAGGCUUUUCGAUGGGAGGUGGAAUGGCAAUGCAUUUAGCAUACAGGUUUCAUCAAGAUCUGGCAGGAGUCUUUGCUUUGUCUAGUUUUCUCAAUAAAGACUCUUCUGUUUACCAGGCUUUGAAAAGAAAUCAAAGUGUUCUUCCAGAAUUAUUUCAGUGUCAUGGAACUGCUGAUGAACUAGUUCUCUACUCAUGGGGUGAAGAGACCAACAAGAUGCUAAAGUCACUGGGAGUAUCAGCAUCACUUCAUACUUUUCCGAACCUUAAUCAUGAGUUAAGCAGAACUGAAAUAGAAAAACUAAAAACCUGGAUUGUAAAGAAAUUACCUGUUGAAGCAGCAAAGACAAAUGAAUAAAAGAAGAUGCAGCUUUCA
Aquila chrysaetos chrysaetos is the source of this 1045-nucleotide messenger RNA. It is a transcript of the gene LYPLAL1, whose product is annotated as lysophospholipase like 1. Gene Ontology annotation, biological process: protein depalmitoylation. The transcript is spliced from 7 exons. Gene Ontology annotation, cellular component: cytoplasm. Bases 149 to 1027 code for a protein of 292 amino acids. Lineage: Eukaryota; Metazoa; Chordata; Aves; Accipitriformes; Accipitridae. Gene Ontology annotation, molecular function: palmitoyl-(protein) hydrolase activity; carboxylic ester hydrolase activity. The record is from RefSeq and is a predicted model, not a curated record.